Bactrocera tryoni is the source of this 1621-nucleotide messenger RNA. RefSeq lists its product as uncharacterized. The transcript has 3 exons. Lineage: Eukaryota; Metazoa; Arthropoda; Insecta; Diptera; Tephritidae. Bases 280 to 1419 code for a protein of 379 amino acids. The record is from RefSeq and is a predicted model, not a curated record.
CAAACUUGACACACUUUCAGUACAACUUCUGCACUUGAACUUCUUGACCAAAGUCAGCGGCCAAGAGUUCUGCAGAAAACGCGCAGAAUAACCUUGCAGAGUUGACAGAAAACCAAAAGCUUGUGGGGAAAAAAUGCUUAGGUCAACUAAAGGUACAGUACUAGCUUGGGAAAUGUAAACAAUAAGCGCAGACAUAUUUAAACAGCAGCCGACACUAUGAAAUGAGCACUUUCUUGCAACAUUAAACGCAGAAAGGUAUAAACGGUGCAGAACAACGACAUGGUAUAUUUCAGGGGUCUUUUUGUAAAAACACUCUUUUCAACAACAAUUUUAUUGGCGGUACUAAGCUUAAGCCAGGAUGUGGAGGCGGGUACUAUGAAAAUUGCCUACAAGAAACCCAUUUUCGGCAAAAUAAAUACAACAAAAGAGAGACGCUACAAGUUAAGACCAGAUUAUAUGCGAAGAUCACCAAUCAGUGCAGCCGCCAGUGUGAAUACGGGCAUGAGCACGAGCGCCAGUUCUCUCGUCGGCAGCACAAUGUUAAUAACCACCAGCAGCACCACGCCUACUUUGCUACAUUCAUUGGCGCCCACAGAUUGGAGCGCAUGGGCAACAACAACACCACUGCCGGCGAUGGAGAGUAAUGUAGGUACUCACUACAAUAACAACAACAUGGAGAAUAAUAAAGCCGAGGCAGAGGCUGCCAUCUAUAUGCCGAAGCCCUGGCAAUAUGAAGACGCCGCCACACACAGCCAAUAUGUGGAUUUAAAAACAAUGAGGCAAAGCGUAUCUAGCGUGGACACACUGCUGCCACAUAUAAUGCCAGCGGUGAACAACACCUUAGAAGCACCACAACUGUACCACGAUGGACAUGGAGUGCACGUAAUCGGCGAUAACGUGGAAGCGCCGAGUAACACACAAGUAACGGGCCACACCGAGACAAACGCUGAAGUCGAAGAGCUCUUUCCUUUGCCACAGCCAGAGUUGUUGGUUGCACCACGCGCCCUGGCUGCGCGCAACACGCAAGCAAAAGCGCGCAAAACAUCAGCGACAACGACAACGACAGAGCAUAGUCGAGCGGUACCAUGCACCUGUGGCGUUUUUCUAGCCUCACAAAUCAAACGCGGCACCAACGAACAACCCGAGGGCGCACCAGUGAUCACCAACGAGUUGGACCGCACAUUUGCUUGCAACGCUGUCGGACAAAAGCAAUGCCAGACCAAAUGCCUGGAAACUAUAGUGCAGCAUUUGCCCAACUCAGCGAACAUACUAUGCGCAACGCUAAAUCGGGACUGCCGCAAGGAGCGCGCCUACCUCUUCAUCAAGAAUUGCCGCAAUCAAUGGCACAAUACGAAUUUGUCGGCCGGACGGGAGUAUUGCUGUCGCGAUGGUCAACCGUAUACCUGUCCGAUGGUUUGAGGGAAUGAAUUCUGUAUUGAGUGGUUGUGUGAAUUUUGAAUAAAGACCUUGGAUUUUUCAAAUAUAACUUACAAAUGGCUUUUUAUUACGUAAAAAAUGAAAUAAUCAAUUGCUUGAGUAAUCAAGCCGUGUUGUAUGACUAAAAUAUACGUAGUAGAUCUCUACACAAGCAAAAAAAAAAAACAAAAUAAAAUAUUUUAAA